CUACCUUCUAGUAUCUUCUCGGAUCUACGCAAGCGCUCGGCAUCAAAGCGACUUACUAACUAUUAUUCCCUGAUUGACACGUCGGUACCACGGGAAGUAUUGAAUUAUACAAAGUUCAGAUCAUCCUACACGCGUACAUACACGUACAUGUGCCGAGAGCCGAGAUGACAAUACCUGUUGACAUCAGCGGCCAUAUAAGCAGCAGCAGUUUUUUCCUAUAACAUGCAGUUUGUUCGUUUGCUUCUUAUUCGUCGAUUGUUUAUUACCUUGCGAUAUGCCUGCUACGAUUACCGUUCCUGAAGGAUGGGCUUGGGUCGGCGCAGCUCUGCUAUCUACCCAAUUUUUGCUUCUGGGUCAGACAACCAUUGUAGGAAGACGUCGUAGAGCUGCUGGCAUCCAGUAUCCCCAGCUGUACGCUGAGAAGGCUCAAGAGGAGGCUUCAAAAGAGGCGAAAAUAUUCAACUGUGCCCAGCGUGCUCAUCAAAACACGCUAGAGAACAUUCCUGUGAUUUACACAAGUACGCUCUUGACCGCUGUGUAUUACCCGACUAUUGCCGCUGCUGCCUGCGGUACUUGGGUGCUUGGCCGUAUUCUGUAUACUCGGGGUUAUAUCACUGGGGACCCUGCGAACCGCAAUGCCAAGGGAGGGUUUAUUGGAUCCAUCGCACAAUUGGCUCUCUUGAUUGGGUCUGUGACGGGUGUCUACAAGAUGAUCCAGGCUUCACUCUAAGAUAGGAAUGAGGGAGAUGUAUAUAAUCAGUAGUCUGCAUAUAAUGUGCUGCGCUGCAAUGGAAAAUGCAUUCGAAGUUGCGAAGUUCAUGUAUCCUGAAAGGUCGGAAAAUACUUCGCGGGUGCUUG
Messenger RNA from Desarmillaria tabescens, 858 nucleotides. RefSeq lists its product as uncharacterized. Lineage: Eukaryota; Fungi; Basidiomycota; Agaricomycetes; Agaricales; Physalacriaceae. Gene Ontology annotation, cellular component: nuclear envelope; membrane; endoplasmic reticulum. Gene Ontology annotation, molecular function: glutathione transferase activity; glutathione peroxidase activity. The coding region runs from base 275 to 730 and encodes 151 amino acids. The transcript has 7 exons. The record is from RefSeq and is a predicted model, not a curated record.